AUGUUCGGAACAAUAACGCUAAGUGCCCUAAAUCCAUUCCGGGAUUCAUCUACGACUAACAUGAGCAAUAGCCCUACAUCUAGACAAGGGCCAGACCGGUGGCAAAUGGUAUCGACCGAGAACAAGAACAGUAACAUUGACACUGAUCGCAAGACAACCACCAUAUUUGAACGAGAGGAAGAUGAAUUCGUCCUAAUCGACAAAAAGAGAGGUGGUAUGUUUGACUAUGGGGUGCCUUACAACGGCAAUGGCGAGUCGCUGCGUCUGGGCCAAGGCACCCGCAGGGUAAAGGUUUCGCGAAGGCUACAGUUUACCCUUGUUAAUGGGCUGUACUUCGGAUCUUGGAAAUAG
Molecule: messenger RNA, 351 nt
Organism: Aspergillus puulaauensis
Lineage: Eukaryota; Fungi; Ascomycota; Eurotiomycetes; Eurotiales; Aspergillaceae
Exons: 1
Coding region: 1-351 (116 amino acids)
Source: RefSeq, a predicted model, not a curated record